CUCGCCGUUGCCCUAAUUCCCUUCUAGCCCUCGCCUGCAACCAUCUAUAAAAACGGCCUCCGAAACUCGCUAGGUUUGCCAAACCAACUCCCCAAGGGGGUCCUUUGAGGAAGAAGAAAAACAAAUCCCUCUUUCCUUUUCCUUCUCUGUCCCCACCUUCUCUCCGUCUUCUUCUCCUACUAUCAAUGGCUACAUCUUCGAGAACCAAAUCAAGCGGACCGGUGCUCCGCUCGGUCUCGCCUUCGAGCAGAUUUUGCUCAUAUUCCACGUCUAACUCACGUUUUUCUUCCCCUUCAUCGGCUUUUGCUUCGUCUUCUAGCUCUAGCUUUUCAUCCCCAUCUUCCACCUUUUUCAGUCAAGCCCAUCGUCAUAAGCAUCACGCCCAAAAUCGAUCGGCUUCUCCUACUCGGGUCAAUCUUUAUACGCCUUCCUCUCCGUCGCCCGCUGUUCGAUUCUCAAUUGAUCAUCGUUCCAUCUCUCCCAACCGAUCUUUCUCCAGUCACGUCAUCUCUAAGAAGAAUAACCCCAUCUCGGCCCAGAAGAAAACCUGCAUGUGCUCGCCGACAACCCAUCCCGGUUCGUUUCGAUGCAGUCUUCACAAGAGCAUCGCCAGCAAUAGUGGGAACCAUCACGCGGAUUCGUACCCGUCUAAUCGGCUAAAUAUGCGCCGAUCAGCGAUGAAGAACUCUCUUGUGAGAAUUGGAGGCGUGGAAGGCGAGUGGGUCAAAAGGGCGCUGACCGCUCUGAUCCGGCCUUCAUCACAUCAGCAGAGGAGGAGAGCGGCGUUUGAGCCCCGACCGAGUCGCCUCUCAAUAAUGUCCAAGGCUGAGGAUCUCUGAUUCUUUUUCUUCACAGGUUCUUCCUUGUCUUGCCAGGGCUGUGGUAUUUUCUGGCUUCGCGAUACGCGAUCUGAGCCAGGAUGUGGCGAGGCUUUUAGAUCGCGAGGGCUUGUUGCGUGUCAUCUCCGGCGAGUUUUGAUUGCGUCGUCUGGAGUCGUUGUGGGUCAAUAGGCGUGAAGUGUAGCACACCAGUGGUGACGGGAGCCGAUGUAGGAUUGUCACAGAGAACCAUGAAAGAUUCCGGCACGGAUCUAUGAGACUGGAUCCGGAGAAUUCCUUAUUGUACAUGCCAUUUGCUAAGGAAGGAGAGUUUGGGUCUUGGGGACAUUACUUUUCACCGAAAAAAUUAAAUCUCAAUACAUCAAAUUACGUCA
Prosopis cineraria is the source of this 1213-nucleotide messenger RNA. RefSeq lists its product as uncharacterized. Bases 186 to 839 code for a protein of 217 amino acids. NCBI's taxonomy places the organism in Eukaryota, Viridiplantae, Streptophyta, Magnoliopsida, Fabales, Fabaceae. The record is from RefSeq and is a predicted model, not a curated record. The transcript has a single exon.